GGGUUUGAUGGUGAGGAUCGAGAUGGGCCAUUUGGGAUCUGGGCUCCUUUUUCUAGUUCUAUCAUGCCUAUCUUAUUCUCCAUCCAUCGCGACACAAGUUUCUCAUGAUGGGCGGGCCCUCACGAUCGAUGGUCAGCGCAGGUUGAUCCUCUCCGGUUCGAUCCACUAUCCGCGUAGCACGGCGGAGAUGUGGCCCGAUCUGAUCCAGAAGGCGAAGGACGGUGGGCUCAACGCAAUCGAAACGUACGUUUUCUGGAACAUCCAUGAGCCACGUCGUCGUGAGUAUAAUUUCCAGGGCAAUCGUGACCUGAUUAGGUUCAUCAAGACCGUCCAUCAAGCCGGGUUGUAUUUCAUUCUUCGAAUUGGACCUUAUGCCUGCGCUGAAUGGAAUUAUGGAGGAUUUCCUGUUUGGCUACACCAGAUGGAAGGAAUUCAGUUUAGAACUGAUAAUCAGAUAUUCAAGGAUGAAAUGCAAAGUUUCACCGCUCAUAUAGUGAACAUGAUUAAGGAAGAGAAUCUCUUGGCUCAUCAAGGUGGGCCCAUCAUCCUCACACAGAUCGAGAAUGAAUUCGGAAAUGUAAUGGGCCCAUACGGUGCUGCUGGGAAAAAAUACGUCGAGUGGUGUGCGAAAAUGGCAGAUUCCCUUAAUGUUGGGGUCCCAUGGAUCAUGUGCCAACAAGCUGAUGCACCACAACCAAUGAUCAACACAUGCAAUGGAUUUUACUGUCACAAUUUCAAGCCAAACAAUGCAAAUAGUCCAAAAAUGUGGACUGAGAAUUGGACCGGCUGGUUUAAAAAAUGGGGUGGAAGAGACCCACAUAGGACUGCUGAAGAUGUGUCCAAUGCAGUUGCACUAUUCUUCAAAAACGGUGGCACUUUGCAAAACUACUACAUGUACCAUGGAGGAACCAAUUUCGGCCGUACAGCAGGUGGGCCAUACAUAACAACAUCUUAUGAUUACGAUGCUCCGCUUGAUGAAUAUGGUAAUUUGAGACAACCCAAGUGGGGCCAUUUGAAGGCACUUCAUUUAGUUCUUUUAUCGAUGGAGAAUGCGCUUGUCAAUGGUGAUGUGACGACCACUGAUUAUGGACAUGGUGCAACGGCGACAAUGUAUAAACCCGCCAAUGGAACUGCCGGAUGUUUCUUGGCUAAUCAGAAUGGUACGACUGACGUCCUGAUCACCUUCCAAGGCCUCCAAUAUCUUGUUCCAGCAUGGUCUGUUAGCAUUCUUCCUGAUUGUAAGAAUAAUGUCUACAAUACGGCAAAGAUUCAAGCCCAGACAUCUAUUAUGGUGAAGAAGCCUAAUGCAGCUGAAAAUGAACCGGCCCAGCUGAUCUGGCAAUGGCGGGCUGAGAAGAUCAAGGAUACACUGAAAGGGCAACAUGGCUCCUUCACCUCUACACAACUUCUAGAACAAAAGAUGGCUACUGGUGACACUAGUGACUAUUUGUGGUACAUGACAAGUGUACAUAUGAGCAAGAGCGAUCCUAUCUACAGCAAACACAUGACAUUACGUGUAAAUACAACCGGAUAUGUUCUUCAUGCUUUCGUCAAUGGAAAGCUCGUCGGAUCACAACUUGGUAAAAGUGGAAAUUACAUAUUUGAGGCUCCCGUCACCGUAAAGCCCAAGAAAAAUGAUAUUACCUUACUCAGCGCCACCGUCGGAUUACCGAAUUACGGUGCAUUCUUCGACAAGGAUCCGGCCGGAAUAGUCAGUGGGCCAGUUGAAUUGGUGGGAAAUGGCAAUGUUUCAAAGGAUUUAUCUGCAAGCCAGUGGAGCUAUAAGAUCGGGUUGAAUGGCUAUGCCCAAGAAGUCUACAGUGAGAAUCCUAAACAUGAUCCCAAAUGGACCACAGAAGCUCUUCCUCUUAAUAGGAGGAUGACUUGGUACAAGACAACCUUCAAGCCUCCUCUUGGAGAAGAGCCUGUGGUGGUGGACUUACUAGGGAUGGGAAAGGGAGAAGCAUGGGUGAACGGCCAGAGCAUCGGCCGAUUCUGGCCCACCUUCAAAGCCCCAUCGGACGGCUGCGGGAAUUGCGACUACCGUGGGACUUAUGAUCCGAAUAGAUGCACGACCGGCUGCGGAGAGCCCACCCAGAGAUGGUACCAUGUGCCGCGAUCGUUCCUGAGGUCGGGUGAUAACACGUUGAUUUUGUUUGAGGAAAUGGGAGGGAAUCCAACGCAGGUGAAUUUCCAGACAGUAACGGUUGGGACAGUUUGUGGGAUGAUCACUGAGCGGAAUAAAGUAGAAUUAUCGUGUCAGGGCGGCCGGACCAUCUCUCAGAUCCAGUUCGCCAGUUACGGGGACCCACAGGGCAAGUGCGGAUCCUUCAAGAAAGGCAUUUGCGAGUCCAGCGACGCCUUUUCGGCCAUUGAGAAGGCAUGUGUGGGAAAAACAAGCUGCUCGAUCAGCGCUGAGGAUACUACGUUGGGUUGGACCACAUGCGGCGUCGUCGAAAAUAGGCUGGCCGUGCAGGCUGUUUGUUCAUGAGCCAUUCUCUUUACUGGAAUUUAUAAUAUUUCUCUUUAAUUUGAAAAAAAAAAAAAAAAAAAGUUCAAAGAAAAAAUAAAAAGCCUUCUAUGAUUUGUUGUUAGUCAACACAUUUAAGCUAUGUAAUUAUGAUUCUUAACAAGAAAAACGGGACCUUUUCACCUUAUUAUCAUGGUUGUUGUGUGGAAUUCUAUAAUGUUUGAUGGAGUUAUAUCAUCACACAAAAGUGGGACCCACUAGAUGUCUAUACACUUAAAAUCUAACUGCUGAAUUUAUUUUAUAGUCCUAACAAAUUGGGAAUGUGUUGUUCCCUUUCAUGAUCAUGGUUCUGUACUAUAGUGGAUGGGCCCAAUAGAAAGUUCUAUGGUUAGA
Molecule: messenger RNA, 2863 nt
Organism: Magnolia sinica
Lineage: Eukaryota; Viridiplantae; Streptophyta; Magnoliopsida; Magnoliales; Magnoliaceae
Product: beta-galactosidase 15-like
Exons: 18
Coding region: 8-2491 (827 amino acids)
Biological process (GO): carbohydrate metabolic process
Cellular component (GO): cell wall; vacuole
Molecular function (GO): beta-galactosidase activity; carbohydrate binding
Source: RefSeq, a predicted model, not a curated record